This is a messenger RNA of Macrosiphum euphorbiae (potato aphid), 1833 nucleotides long. The record is from the annotation of a GenBank genome assembly. Lineage: Eukaryota; Metazoa; Arthropoda; Insecta; Hemiptera; Aphididae.
AUGAGUCUAAGCGAUAAACAAAUUAUCGAGUUGAUUACAAACGACGAGUCAGGCGAUGGAUAUGAAUCAAGUGAUUUUUCUGAUAGUUCAGAUUCUGAAAGUAAUUUUGCUAACUCUCUUAGAGAAAAUCUGUUGAGUAGUAUUUUGAAUAACACAGUAGUAUCAGAAAAUAAUCGUAGUUUAGACAUAGAAAUAUUACCAAUUGUAUGUGAAGAUAAUGUUGUUAUACCUCCAGUUAGUUUACCACAAACGCUAUCUCCGAGUACUAUAUCACAAAACAAAAAAGGUCCAGACGUGUUUUCUGAAAAAUGGUUUUAUGAUGAUACUGCUAUCAAUAGCUUUGAGCCCAAAAAAUUUGAUUUUGAUGAUUCAAAUACUGGAGAUGAUGAUUUACUUGAUGAUUUACCUUCUCCUUUUACCGAGUAUGAUAUUUUCAAAACUGUAUUUGACGAAGAUUUGGUACAACAUAUAGUAGACGAGACUAAUAAAUAUUAUCAUUUUGUUAUAUCUAAUAAAGUAAUAACCGUAAAAUCAAAAUUAAACCGUUGGACUGAUACAAACGUAGAUGAAAUGUAUAUUUUUUUUGCCGUAUGUCUUCUCAUGUCCCAUGUAAAAAAAAAUAAAAUUAAAGAGUAUUGGACAACUUCUUUUUUGCUGUCUACUCCCGCUUUUGGAUGUAUUAUGUCCCAAGACCGAUUUCUUUUGUUGCUUAGAUUACUACAUUUUAAUGACAAUAAAAAUCAAAUAAAAGGGGAUAGAUUAUAUAAAAUAAUACCUAUUAUUGAAACAUUGCGAAAAAAAUUCAAAACAAUUUUUAAACCUAGUCAAAAACUCUGUAUUGAUGAGAGUAUAGUGGAAUGGAAAGGACGAUUAAGUUUCAAGCAAUUUAUUCCAUCAAAACGCCAUCGUUUUGGAAUAAAAUUAUUUGUAUUGUGUGAUUGUGAAACUGGAUAUCUACUAGAUUUUAUUGUGUAUUGUGGUCAACAAAGUCACAUCGAUACAUUGGACAAUCUAGGCGUAUCGGGGUCGGUAAUUACAACCCUCUUGAAACAAUAUUAUAAGAAAGGGCAUAUUGUUUACAUGGAUAACUGGUAUACCUCACCAACUCUUUUAAAAUAUUUAUCCUCUAAAAAAGUUGGUGCUUGUGGAACAGUUAAGGCAAAUAGAAAAGGUAUGCCAAAUUUAUGCAAAAAAUUAAAAAGAGGAGAAUGCAAACUGGCAAUCACCAAAAAAUCUAAAAUUCUAGCUUGCAAGUGGAAAGAUAAAAGAGACGUACUGAUGUUGUCUACUAUACAUAAACACCAAAUGAAAAAUAUAAAUAAAAACGACAAAUUACAAACAAAACCGAACUGUAUACUUGAUUAUAAUACUAAUAUGGGAUUAGUUGACAAAACUGAUAUGAUGAUGAGUUUUAACGGCACAAUCAGAAAAUCUGUCAAGUGGUACAAAAAAUUUUUUUUUCAUCUAUUGGAUAUAGCAGUUCUUAACUCUGGAAUAAUAUAUAACAAACUUAUCGAUAAGAAAUUGAGUCUACCAAGUUAUCGACUUCAGCUGAUAAACCAAAUUUUAGAAAAACAUUCUAGAGAACGAUUUAAUUCACCAGGCAGAAAGUCAACAAAUGACAAUCCUACUAGGCUUGCAGCACGCCACUUCCCAUCAAUUAUAACAUCCACAGGCACAACAAAAAACGUUCAAAAAAAAUGUCACGUCCAUUCUCAUACACUGCUUACUCAAAAAACACGAAAAGACACCAGAUAUGAGUGUAAAGAAUGCAACAAGCCAUUAUGUCUUACGCCAUGUUUUGAAGCAUAUCAUACUAAAAAGAAAUAUUAA